AUGGGAACAAAACGGCGGGAAAAGGCCCUGGCCAAGUCCAUUCAAGCCGGGCUACUCCGUGAUCCAGAUCGAUUCAAGAAAUCAGCAUGGGGCUCAUUUCUAGCCUUCUUCACGUUUCAACGGAUCAAACUUAUCCGACACGAACAACACCUCUUUGAAAAACUUCGUAGAGAGGUGUGGGGCUUUGACGAAAGCGAAUACCAGGCGAGCUUUCGGACAACGAGUGGCCAGCCUCCACUUAAGAUGAUGGGUGACCUUGGCUAUUCUGGUUCGACAUUCAUUUCAACACUCGAUGGCCACCAUGUGAUUAAAAGUCUCCCCCGCCAUUUCGAAUACACAUUCUUCGAAUCGGACCUUUUAGAGCCAUACUUUGACUUUAUGAGAGAUAAUCCUGAUUCCGUCCUCGUCUGGAUAACAGACUAUAUUCUUUCUCCGUACACCACGCUCGGCACACUAUGCGGCUGCACCCCAGCCCACCACAUAAUAAUGGAGAACGCACUCUGCGGCAAAGCCGACGACCCCAACGGCGAUAAAUGGGAAACAUACGACCUAAAGCCAAUAAACUACUUCUACCCGGAGCGCGACCUGAUGCCCGAAUCGCUCGUCAGCGAAGAAACCCUGAACAAAUUGGCACAUACAUUCAAUGACAAGCUUCAUCUGCAACUUUCGGAUUCAGAGAAGCUCUUGAAAGCCGUUGAGACUGAUACGCAGUUCUUGCAGGAUGCGAAUGCGGUCGAUUAUUCUUUUUUUUAUGGUGCGAAUUCCCGCAUCCUCGAAUCCGGAACAACCUUCGGGGAGAAAAAGUCCUUGGCGGGAGGGGAUCAGUUCUGCGGAUGGUAG
Messenger RNA from Penicillium cosmopolitanum, 840 nucleotides. RefSeq lists its product as uncharacterized. The record is from RefSeq and is a predicted model, not a curated record. Gene Ontology annotation, molecular function: phosphatidylinositol kinase activity. Gene Ontology annotation, biological process: phosphatidylinositol metabolic process. NCBI's taxonomy places the organism in Eukaryota, Fungi, Ascomycota, Eurotiomycetes, Eurotiales, Aspergillaceae. The transcript has 2 exons. The coding region runs from base 1 to 840 and encodes 279 amino acids.